Molecule: messenger RNA, 1683 nt
Organism: Exaiptasia diaphana
Lineage: Eukaryota; Metazoa; Cnidaria; Anthozoa; Actiniaria; Aiptasiidae
Source: RefSeq, a predicted model, not a curated record
AAACCAUCUUCUGUCGCGGGUUCUAAGCAGCCAGCCCAUCACCCCGGUAAAAGUAUCCGUCCUUAAUAGUCUUUUAACCUCUUAUGACCCUGUUCUUAGACAAUAUUUGGUUGAUGGUUUUUCUUUUGGAUUUCGUGUUGGGUUUAUCGGGGAGGGUAGUUUACGCUUAUCACCUAAUUUACGCAGUGCGAAGGAGCAACCCGAGGUUUUGUCUACUAAGCUUUUCAAGGAACUGGCUGCUGGUCGCAUUGUGGGUCCCUUUCUCUCCCCACCAUUUGAUAAUUUUGUUGCUUCGCCUUUGGGAGUCGUUCCAAAGAAAACCCCUGGCGAGUACCGAAUCAUACAUCAUCUGUCCUACCCUGAAGGUGCCUCGGUUAAUGACUAUAUACCGCCCGAAUUUUCGACCGUUCAUUACGCUUCUAUAUGUGAUGCGAUCAAGAUUAUCAAAUCUUUGGGUCAGGGGAGCUACUUAGCUAAAACCGACAUUAAGUCUGCCUUUCGCAUAAUUCCAAUUCACCCGGACGACUAUCAUCUUUUUGGUAUGACUUGGAAUAACUCCUAUUAUUUCGAUCGCUGUUUGCCCAUGGGCUGUUCAUCCUCGUGCGCUAUUUUUGAAACCUUUAGUACGGCUAUCGAAUGGAUUGCGAAAACCCAUCUAAAUGCCUCCGGCGUUUUACAUAUUUUGGAUGACUUCUUGUUUAUUUCAAGUACCAAAUCUGAAAGUAUUUCUGUUCUAAAUAACUUUUUGCGUCUCUGUGAGACACUAGGCGUCCCGAUAGCUCAGGAGAAAACUGAAGGGCCUUCAACAACUCUUCAGUUUGCGGGCAUUACCCUAGACACUGUUAGUAUGGAGGCUCGUUUGCCACGGGACAAGCUUCAGAAAUGCACUGAUCUGUUACUCGAGAUCCAUAAACGUCGUAAGGUCACUCUCAGAGAACUACAGUCACUGAUCGGUUUACUCAAUUUUACUUGUUCUGUUGUUCUACCGGGUAGGGCUUUUCUCCGACGWCUUAUUGACCGUACUAAARGCGUMCGUCGUCCUUAUCAUCGGAUUCGCAUCACUAAGGCCUGCCGCAGUGAUUUAAGGGUUUGGCUUCGUUUUUUACACGACUAUAAUGGCAGAACWUUUUUUAUAGAAGAACAAUGGCUCUCACAAACGCCUCUUAAAUUGUAUACUGACGCCGCAGGCUCAAAAGGCUACGGUGCACUUYUUGGUCGCCAUUGGUUUUACGGAGAGUGGCCUUCGCAUUGGAACUCAUUCAAUAUUGCCUUUCUGGAGCUUUUUCCGAUUGCGGUCUCACUCCACGUGUGGGGUUGUCACAUGCAAAAUCAAUGUGUUUUCUUUUUCACCGACAAUGCGGCUUUAGUCCACAUUAUAAAUAAGCAAACGUCAAAACAUCCUUUAAUCAUGAUUUUAGUGCGUGACCUCGUGUUAACCUCAUUACGUUCCAACAUAUUAUUUCGUGCAGUCCAUGUGCCGGGUGUCGAUAACACCCGAGCGGAUUUAAUUUCUCGUCUGCAGAUCGUAGAAUUCAGGAAAGCCUUCCCGGAGGCAGAUCCAGAACCAACAAUUGUUCCGGAUACCCUUCUCCCGGAGAAGUGGUCGCUACGUUAAAUGGACUCGUUCGUUCGUCAUUGUCCGAACAAUCUCGGAAAGCUUAUUCGCGUGCUUGGGCUGUCUUU